GCACGUGUCGGCGUGUGCAUCAUGGCGGAGCGGCGCGCGGUGCCCAGCGACCUGUUCCCCCUCGUGCUCGCGUUCCUGCGCGAGAGCGGCUGCCAGGGCGCGGCGCGCGCCUUCGCCAAGGAGGCGGCGGCGAAGGAGCAGGACCCCAACGCGGCCUCGCUGCUGGACAUCUUCACCUACUGGCUACAGUCUCCAGCGGCCAAGAAGAGAAAGCUGGUCCCGAACGGCGCCCAGGCCAAGAGGAAGCCGUCGGCCAGCAGCAGUGACAGCUCUAGCGAGGAGGAUGAGAAACCGCCGGCCAAGAAGCCUGCUAAAGCAUCGGCUGUGCCCAAAGCAAAAGCUGCUCCUGCAGCCAAGACAGCAGAGAGCAGCAGUGAGGACUCCAGUGAUGAUUCAGACUCGGAGGAGGAGAAGAAGCCAGCAAAGAAAGGUGCAAAACCUGCUGUGAAGCCAGCUGGAGCCAAAAUUCAGCCUCAGAAGAAGGCAGAGAGUUCCAGUUCUGACUCAAGCAGCUCGGAUGAAGGAGCACCAAAGAAGCAACCACCAAAACCAGCAACACCUAAAUCAGGAAGUAAAGCUGCCCAGGCAGCUGCCAAAGUUGUCAAUGGAAAAGCAGAAAGCAGUAGCAGCAGCAGCAGUGAAGAUUCUGAUGAGGAAAAGGCUCCACCAAAAAAGGCUGUUCCCAAGAAAUCACCUCUGCCAAAACCUGCAGCCGCUCAAGCAUGUCCGGGGAAAACCAAACGUGCCAAGGAAAGUUCCAGCAGUGAGGACUCAUCUGACAGCUCAGAUGAUGAAAAGCCACCUGCAAAACAAAAGCCAAAAUCUGGUCCAUACAGUGCUGUACCACCUCCUCAAGGAACACAGGCAAAGAAGGGCCUUGCUAAAGCUCCUGCAAAAAAGGCUGAGAGCAGUGACUCUUCAGACAGUAGUGAUGAGGCAGAGCAGGUACCCUCAAAGGCAGGCAAAGCAGUAGUAGCUAAAACACCCCCUGCCCCCCAGAAGAAAGCUGUGACUACCAAGAAGGCUGAAUCCAGUUCUGACAGUGACUCAGAUUCUAGCUCUGAAGAUGAUAAAAAGAAGGUAGGGAAUAAGCUCCCUGCUAAACAACCUGUGAUAAAGAAUACUUCCAAACCAGCAAAAGUAAUUGUCAAGCCUGGACAAGCAAAGAAAGACUCCAGUUCUUCCUCAGACAGCUCAGAUUCUGAUAGUUCUGACAAGAAGGCAGCUCCUGUGAAGCCCACAACUAAAGCAGCAACCCCUGCAGCAAAGAAGUCUCCAGCUGCCACAAAGAAAGCACAAAGUAGCUCUGAUUCAGAUAGCAGCUCCAGCAGUUCUGAGGAUGAGAAGAAGAAGAAGAAAUGUCCUCCAGCUAAACCAGCUGGCAAAGUGGCUAAGCCACUGUCCAAACCUUCUACUCCAGCUCCCAAAGCAGACACAUCUGACUCUGAUAGCUCAAGCAGUGAAGAAAAGCCAGCAGGAAAACCAGCCACCAAAUCUACAGGGGCAGCAAAAGCAGCUGUGGGGAAGAAGGCAGCUGCUUCUAGCAGUAGCAGCAGCUCAUCAGACAGUUCCAGUGAAGAGGAUGAGAAACCCAAAAAGGCAGUGAAGGGGGUGCAGAACGGUUCUAAAGCCCCUGCCUCCACAGAGAAAGCAAAAGCAUCUGCAGUAGCUGCAAACAACGUGAAGUCUAAGCCAGCUGGUGGCAGCAGUAGCAGCAGUGAAAGCAGCUCUGAAGAAGAGACUGGAAAAGUCAAUGGAGGUACAGUCGGGAAGAAACAGAAGAGGGAAGAUGUUCAGGAGCCAGAAACACCACACAGUAAAAAAGCAAAGAUCAAAGCCAAAACACCACACACAGUUCCCAAGGUGAAACGGCCGUCCUCUCCAUUCCGUCGCGUAAGGGAAGAAGAGAUUGAGGUGGAUGCCCGUGUGGCUGAUAACUCAUUUGAAGCAAAGAAAGGAGCAGCUGGCGACUGGGGUGAGAAAGCUAACAACAUCCUGAAAUACACUAAAGGCAAAUCUUUCCGUCAUGAGAAAACAAAGAAAAAGCGAGGCAGCUAUCGUGGGGGCACUAUAUCAACCCAAGUCAAUUCUGUCAAGUUUGAAAGUGACUGAGAAUGUUGGAGUUCAUAAACCAUCUGCUCACCAGAACACCUGGGAUGGGCAUAUGGACAUUAUGGAUAUCAAGCCUGCCUGGAAUGCUACCUCCCCAUGGCCCUUGUGGGGCAGGCAGCUCCAGCGUAGGGAUGUGGGAGAAUGGUUGGAUGUUUCCCUGUCUUAUUUCUAAAUUUUAGUCUCCUAAUUUGAAACCAUCCUUAAGCUGGUGUUAUUGGCACCACUAGGGUGGCCGCCAGGACUUAUAUGUUCUACAGUCUUAUUUUGAAAGGCUGGCAGUGUUUUUUACUUUUGGUUUCCUGCCCAUCUACUAGAAGAAAGAGAAAUCAUUGUCCUGUAUUUUAACCUCCCAUUUAUUUUCCAGCCAGUUUAACUCUCAUACCUUUGAAAAGGCAAGUAUUGUCACUUGCCUCUGACAAGUAACUGUAAGAACAACUGAUUUGAGCGCUUUGGCUGUAAUCCCCAACCCCACUUGACAUUUCAAGUUUACCCUUGUAGUGUAAAUACCUACUUUCCUCUUCCUUGCACUCCUGUGGAGGCCACUAACCAGAGUACUUGGAGAAGCAGUCUCUAAACGUGGUUUAGUAGUUGAGUAACAGUAUCGAUUGCAGUUGCAAGGUGGGGGCUAUUGUCAGAAAGACCAAGGUCUACAGUACUGCUGUGGCACUCCUAAUAACACUUGCAUUAGUGUAGCUGGGGAGUGAAGUUGUACAGAAACUUGAAUGCAUGGGGAUU
Molecule: messenger RNA, 2847 nt
Organism: Melospiza georgiana
Lineage: Eukaryota; Metazoa; Chordata; Aves; Passeriformes; Passerellidae
Gene: NOLC1
Product: nucleolar and coiled-body phosphoprotein 1
Exons: 14
Coding region: 22-2112 (696 amino acids)
Cellular component (GO): nucleolus; nucleoplasm
Molecular function (GO): protein binding
Source: RefSeq, a predicted model, not a curated record